Papilio machaon (common yellow swallowtail) is the source of this 3941-nucleotide messenger RNA. RefSeq lists its product as uncharacterized. Gene Ontology annotation, cellular component: ribonucleoprotein complex. NCBI's taxonomy places the organism in Eukaryota, Metazoa, Arthropoda, Insecta, Lepidoptera, Papilionidae. The record is from RefSeq and is a predicted model, not a curated record. The transcript has 11 exons. The coding region runs from base 105 to 3941 and encodes 1278 amino acids. Gene Ontology annotation, molecular function: RNA binding.
CUGUGCCGUGGCAGACGUAAAGUGACAUAAAUAUUCGGGUGUCGUUUCUUUGUUUUUGCCGGUGUUUUAUUGUUUUCGCACAGAUUUACAUUAUUAUUAAAUAAAUGGCAAACAGAAGUUGGAGCAAUCAAAGUCACGACUGGGAUCCGAUGAGAGAUGACUACAAUAAUUCAACAUUUGACCCACAAUAUCCUGAUGAUAAUGCUGGUGGUGGCGUACAAUUAGAUCAAUCUCGAUUAUACAUUACAAAUAUACCGAAGAAUUUAAAUGAAGAUGGAAUGCGUACCGUAUUUGCUAAAUACGGUACACUGAAAGAAAUAUUCCUAAGCCGUGAUCAGAAUAAGCGGUACGGUUUGAUCAAGUAUGAAACACCUGGAGAAGCCAAGCUUGCAAUGAUGAAACUGAACAGGACUGAACCACUGAGACUGGUUAUAAACAUAGCACAUAAGCAUAAGAAGUCUAAUAUGAACGAAACUAGAGACCGUGGUAGCAAUCAUAUGUCACAGAUGUCCAGAGAUGAAACAUCUAGUAUUUGCAGCAGGGGACGGAAUAGUCGGAAGAUGGAUGAUACUCCACUAUCUAUAAACAGUGAGGGAGACAUUGAUGAUUUGAUGGUUGAAGAUGAAUUGGGUCUGGUGAACAGCUCGGACCCUGAUCUACAUCUAGAGCUAGUUCAGCUGAAGAUGGAGCGCAUCAAACUGCAAGAGGAGAAGCUUGAGUGCAAAAGGAUGAUGAUCCUCAACCGAGCUGGAAGAAAGUCGGUACCGUUGAGUUCUAAAAAUAGGAGUGUACUGCCCGAUGGAAGGAUUGUUGUGAGAACUGUUAAUGAUAGAUUUCGUUUUGGAUAUUGUAGACCCAAUGAUGUAACUGAUUCGGAGAGUUUUGGAGUUGGCAGUGGAGAUGCGAAUACGAAACGUUGCCGCGUACAAUCUUGGGUAAGGACGAGCUCCGAAGACAGAUCCUCGACCUCCACUUGUGUCCACUUCGAAGAACAAGAUAAAUCUGAUGUUACAAGUAAAGUAACAGAUAUUUCUAAAGUUAAUUCUAAAUCAAAGACUAUAGAAGUAAGACAUGAUGUAAAAGGUGUUGAUUCUAGUAAAACUGAUUUUUCUAAUGAUAAAGAUAGUGAUAGUGGAACAUUGUAUGAAUUUAAAUUUAGUGAUUUUACUAGUGACAGUGAAGAUAAUGACGAAACUAAACGAUUGAUACAGUUACGUAAUAUAGAUUAUUUAGAUGUUGUUGAUGAGAAAUUGAAGGUAGUUAUAGUUUUGAAUGGAUAUCCAAAAUCGAAAAUGAGAUUGAAAGAGAUGGAGAAAUUUCAAAGUGCAUUAACUGCUAUAAUUGAUAUGCAAUUAAAAGCUGGUUUGCUUAAAAAAGUACCAACAUUUCAUGAUUAUUAUUUAAAUAGAGGUGCUAUUGUUUGUGUUUGUCGUGAUCCGGAUACUAGAGAUUGGAUUGUACGUAUCACAGUUGGUCUUGAAGAACGAAUGAAUGAUAAAUUAAUUUUAUUAAGUUCUAAAAUUAAAAGAAUAUGUCUUGGCUUACUGAAAAUACCACAAUCGUCUUGGCCAGCGACAGCUAUAGAUGUGUUUAAGCUUUUACAGUACUUCAAUCCUACAUUAAAAACAGAUAUGUGGAAGAUAUAUGCACAAAAGAUUGUCGAUUGUGUUGAAUGUACUUCGUUUUUAAUUGAUAGGGUUUCAGGUGAAAUUAUACGAGGGCCGACAUUUAAAAAUGUUAUCGAUUAUAAUAAUAUGGAAUUUGAAUUGACAGGUUAUACUGAGAUUUAUUAUGAAAAUUUUAUGAAUGAUCUAAGAGAUGAUUUAAGUAGUGUAGCAUCUAGAGUUAAACUGUUAGAAGAAUUGAAAUCCGAUGAAAUUGCAAUGAACGAUCCUACGUAUAAUUUGAAAGCUAAUGUAACUAAAGAUGAUGAAUGGAAUGAAGCAAAAGUGAAUGAAACAUCAGAUAUUAAAAAAGAUUUAGUUAAUUCCGUUCAAAAAGAUAUAUUAAAAAAAUUAAAAGAUGUUGAAUAUAUAAAUGAACAGAAUGAAAUAAUCGUUUGGUCGGUUAAUACAAAUGAUACUGUUAGUAAUUCAGUUGAAAAGACACAAAUUAUCAAUAAUUCGCAUGUAAACGAUGAAAUUGAUUCAUUAGCUGAUUUCACAGAUAAAUGUGAUUCGAUAACACCUAGUAAUGAAAAUUUAAUUGAUAGACAUAGUACUAUAACUAUAGACAGUAACAGAGGUAUUGCAUACCAUAGACGAACAAAUUAUUUACAUGUAGAUGCUGAAUUAAAAGUAGCUAUUGCUUUAGAAGGUUAUCCACAGAAUAAAUUAGAAGGUACUCAUAUUAGAAGAUUGAAACGUCUUUUCAAAGAAUAUCUUAACAAAGAUGUUAAAAAUAAACGAUUCACUAAUUUAAUUGUACCUAAAUUUCAAGACGUUUUUCUUUCCAAUGGUGCUGUGAUUUAUAUAUGUGAUAGUUUAGAAACUAAAGACUAUUUAACUGAAGUUUUACCUAAAUUUAUUAACUCUACAAGUCUGAAAUUGAUCUUUAAAGAUAUUAAUGAUCUAGUACGUUAUACAAGAGUCGUUAUGAGACUGCCUAAAGAAAUAGCACAUUUAGAAUCUAAAGAAAUUAUAUCUAAAUUGGUUGAAAAAUAUCCAGGUUUGAAACCGGACUGUUGGAAAUAUUAUUCCGAUGUUGCUGGUAAACAGAAAAGACAAUUCGGUGUAGAUCCUGAAUCUAUUGAUAUAAUAAAAAAUCCCGAAUUUAAUUUUACGUAUGAUAGUGAGUUGAUUUCCUUUAGAAUUAUAGAUAGAAAGAGAAAGGAUGUUAGUGUUAAUGAAAUGGAUACAAAAUCGAAUGCAGCAGAUAGUCUUAAAACUGAGGGUAUUUGGGAAAAGCUAUCCAAAGAGAUGUACUGCCCUAUAGAUACAGAUAAAUUGAACACUACUCUUACAAAAAUAAGGACAAAUCAUUACUCUGAUAUUGUUGCAGAUGAUUUAAAAUUAUACGUAGGUCCAUUAAAUUAUCCUGAAACAAGGAUAGAUGAAGGAUUAUUCUUUAAAAUUAAAAAUGCCAUGAAUGCUAUAGUUUUGGAUUCAGUUAAAAUAGAAGUAAAUGCUUUCAUACCUAAGAUAAUUGAUAUAUAUCUAUUUGAUGGUGUUAUUUUUAUUAUAUGUAAAGAUUUUAAAACUAAACAAUGGAUUGAAGGAAAUAUAAAAGAAUUAAAUAAUAGAUUACAUAUGGAUUUGAAAUCGACAGAAUUUCGUGGUGCUGUUGGUAUUGUUAGUAUGAUGGUUGUUAAAACAGAUAAAGAUACAGAUGAAAUAAUUUCAAUAUUACAAGAACAGAAUCCAAGAUUACGUACUAAAUUUUGGAGGAAAAUCAGCAUAGUGAGAUCGAAGAAUAAAUUAGAUGUUGUACUACAAAUUGAUAAAUUAUCAGCACAGGUGAUUUCGGAUGUGAAUUUUAAUAAAUUUGUAUCUUCCAGUCCUGUAUUAUUCAAAUUAGGUCAUUUAAGAUCUUUAAUUAAACCUAAAACUAGUUUAGAAUACAUUGAAAAGAAACAUAAAGAUGUUAAAAACAUAAUAGAUUCGAACCUAGAUAAAGAGUCUGAUAAAAUAGAUGAUAAAUCUACAAAUAAAAUUGAUACGGAUUCAUAUACGGUUGAUAAAAAUGAAAGUUUUUGUAAAUUGACUUUGAAAGUACCAUCGAAAAUAUUGCCAGAUGAUAAAAAAGAUUUUAAUAUUAUAUUAGAUUUGCUGGAAGAUAAAAAUCCUGGUUUAAAUACGGAAUUAUGGCAGAUUUGUUACGAUACAAAUUAUCCUGGUAGAGGCAAAUUCUCAGUACUAGUUGACAAACAAUCAGCUUCAAUAAUAAAAAGUCAAUCAUUCGAUCCUACUUUAGGAGGUGAAAUGCUGAAAUUUGUUUUCUAG